AUGAAGCUGCCGCUCCUGGUGGCCGCGCUCUGCGCCGGGAUCCUGGCCAGGGCACCCCGAGCGCAGGCCCAGGCCGCGGAACGAGCUGCACGCGCCUCUACGCCGCUGACAUCGUGUUCCUGCUGGACGGCUCCUCGUCCAUCGGCCGCGCGAACUUCCGCGAAGUGCGGGCCUUCCUGGAGGGGCUGGCGCUGCCCUUCGCGGGCGCGGCCGCGGGCCCCGGCGUGCGCUUCGCCGCGGUGCAGUACAGCGACGACCCGCGGACAGAGUUCGGGGCCUGGAGACGCGCUGGGUCUGGUGAGCGAGGUGAUCCACGCCCUCCGCGAGCUCAGCUACAAGGGGGGCAACACACGCACGGGCGCCGCCAUCCUGCACGUGGCCGACCGCGUCUUCCUGCCCCCGCUGGCCCGGCCCGGCGUGCCCCAGGUCUGCAUCCUCAUCACGGACGGGAGGUCCCAGGACCUGGUGGACACGGCCGCCCAGAGGCUGAAGGGCCAGGGCGUCAAGCUGUUCGCUGUGGGGAUCAAGAACGCGGACCCCGAGGAGCUGAGGCGAGUGGCCUCCCAGCCGACCGCCGACUUCUUCUUCUACGUCAACGACUUCAGCAUCCUGCGGACGCUGCUGCCCCUGGUCUCCCGGCGGGUGUGCACCAGCGCGGGCGGUGUGCCCGUGGCCCUACCCCCCGACGGCUCGCCCUCGGGCCCGCGGGACCUGGUGCUGUCCGAGCCCACCGGCCAGUCCCUGCGGGUGCAGUGGACGGCGGCCAGCGGCCCCGUCAGCGGCUACCAGGUCCAGUACACGCCCCUGACAGGCCUGGGCCAGCCGCGGCUCGGCGAGCGGCGGGAGGUGAGUGUCCCGGCCGGCGAGACCGGCACGCGGCUGCAGGGCCUGCAGCCCCUGACCGAGUACCAGGUGACGGUGAUCGCCCUCUACGCCAACAGCGUCGGGGAGGCCGUGAGCGGGACGGCGCGGACCACCGCCCUGGAGGGGCCGGAGCUGACCGUCCAGAACACUACCGCCCACAGCCUCCUGCUGGCCUGGCGGGGCGUGCCGGGCGCCACCGGCUACCGCGUGACCUGGCGGCUGCUGAGCGGCGGGCCCACGCAGCCAGAGCUGGGCCCGGGCCAGGGGUCCGCGCUGCUUCGGGACCUGCAGCCGGCGCUGACUACGAGGUUACCCUGAGCGUCCUGCGCGGUGGCCAGCGUGGGGCCCGCCGCCUCCCUGACAGCCCGCACGGACGCUCCUGUGGAGCAGACCCUGCGCCCCACCAUCCUGGGCCCCACCUCCAUCCUCCUGUCCUGGAACCUUGUCCCCGCGGCCCGCGGCUACCGGCUGGAGUGGCGGCGGGAGAGUGGCCUGGAGGCGCCGCAGAAGCUGGUGCUGCCCCCCGAGGUGACCCGCUACCAGCUGGACGGGCUGCAGCCGGGCACGGAGUACCGCCUCACCCUCUACACGCUGCUGGAGGGCCGGGAGGUGGCCACGCCGGCCACCGUGGUCCCCACAGGGCCAGAGCGGCCGGUGGGCCCCGUGACAGACCUGCGGGCGACCCAGCUGCCCGGGCAGCGGGUGCGGGUGACCUGGAGCCCGGUCCCAGGUGCCACCGAGUACCGCAUCGCUGUGCGCGGCACCCAGGGAGUGGAGAGGACCCUGGUGCUCCCCGGGAGCCAGACGGCCUUCGACCUGGAUGACGUCCGCGCGGGGCUGAGCUACACCGUGCGGGUGUCCGCCCGCGUGGGCUCCCGCGAGGGCAGUGCCAGCACCCUCGCCGUCGGCCGGGAGCACGAAAGCCUGCUCGCGGUCCCAGGACUGCAGGUGGCGGCGUCGGACCUGACUCGCGUGCGGGUGGCCUGGGGGCCCGUGGCCGGAGCCAGCGGCUAUCGGAUCAGCUGGAGGACGGACAGUGGCCCCGAGGCCAGCCGGACGCUGCCCCCGGAAUCCACGGGCACGGACAUCACGGGGCUGCGGCCCGGCACCGCCUACCGCGUGUCCGUGCGGGCCCUGCGGGGCCGAGAGGAGGGCCCCGCCACCAUCACCGCCGCCCGCACCGACCCCCUGGACCCGCUGAAGAACGUCCGUGUGACCGAAGCCACCAGCUCCGCGGCCACCAUCGCCUGGAGCAGGGUUCCUGGCGCCACGGGAUACGGGGUCUCCUGGCGCGCAGGCUACGGCCCCGAGAGGUCCCGGCAGGUGUCGGGGGAGGCCGCGGCGGCCCGGCUGGACGGGCUGGAGCCGGACACAGAGUACACGGUGCGCGUGUGGGCCCACGUGGCCGGUGUGGACGGGCCCCCCACGGCGCUGGCUGUGCGGACCGACCCCGUGCCCGUGGGCAGUGUGUCCAAGCUGCAGAUCCUCACCGCGUCCAGCGACGUCCUGCGGGUCACCUGGGUGGGCGUCCCUGGAGCCACAGCCUACAGACUGGCCUGGGGCCGGAGCGAGGGGGGCCCCACCAGUCAGCAGGUGCUCCCCGGAAACGCGGAGUCCGCAGAGAUUCGCGACCUCGAGGGCGGAGUCAGCUACGCGGUGCGGGUGACCGCGCUGGUCGGGGACCGCGAGGGCGCCCCGGUCUCCAUCCUCGUCACCACGCCGCCCGCCCUGCAGCCGGCCGUGGAGGGCCUGCGCGUGGUGCGGAGAGGCCAGCACUCGCUGGGCCUGCGCUGGCGGCCGGCGCCCGGGGCGCACGGCUUCCGGCUGCGCUGGCGGCCCGAGGGCGGCCAGGACCAGUCUCGGGUCCUGGGGGCCGAGCUGAGCAGCUAUGAACUGGACGGGCUGGAGCCCGGGACCCCGUACCGCGUGUGGCUGAGCGUCCUGGGGCCCUCUGGGGAAGGGCCCCCCGCCGAGGUGACGGCGCACACGGAGCCACUGCGUGUCCAGGGCCCGGAGCUGCGUGUGGUGGGCACGUCCGUGGACUCGGUGACCCUGGCCUGGAGCCCUGUGCCCGGAGCAUCCAGCUUCAUCCUGUCCUGGCGGCCGCUGGAGGGCCGAGAGCCGCCCGGGGCCUCAGAGACGCUGCCCGGCACCUCGAGCUCCCAGCGGGUGACGGGCCUGGCGCCCGGCGUGUCCUACGUCUUCUCCCUGACCGCCGUCCAGGAGGGCGUCCGGGGCGCCCCGGCCACGGUCACACACAGCCCAGCAUGUCCCCGGGGCCUGAUGGACCUGGUGCUCCUGGUGCACGCCACGCGGGACAGCGCCCACCGCGCCGCGGCCGUGAAGGCGGCCCUGGGGCGUCUGGUGUCGGCACUGGGGCCUCUCGGGCCACAGGCGGUCCAGGUGGGCCUUCUGACCUACAGCUACCAGGCCUUCCCACUGUUCCCGCUGAACAGCUCCCACGACCUCGGCGUCGUCCUGCAGAAGAUCCGAGACAUCCCCUACGGGGACCCCAGCGGGAACAACCUGGGCACAGCCGUGGCCUGGGCCCAGAGGUACCUGUUGGCACCAGAAGCUCCCGGCCGCCGAGGGCAGGCGCCAGGGGUGAUGGUGCUGCUGGUGGACGAGCCCUUGAGAGGUGACGUCUCCAGCCCCAUCCGUGAGGCCCAGGCGGCUGGGCUCCAGGUGAUGGCCCUGGGCCUGGCGGGGGCCGACCUGGAGCAGCUGCGGCGCUUGGUGCCGGGCACGGGCCCCGUGCGGACCUUCUUCGCCGCGGACGACGGGCCCGCCCUGGACCGGGCGGUCAGCGGCCUGGCAGCCGCCCUGUGCCAGGUGGCUUCUACGGCGCAGGUUCGGAAGGGCCUCGGGGUCCGAGAGGACGAGACGGGCCCCCCGGCCCCCCUGGCCUCACGGGCUCCCCUGGGGCAGAUGGGGCUCCAGGCAGCCCUGGCCGCCCUGGCACUCCUGGACCGCCUGGCCCCAAGGGAGAGCAAGGACCUCGAGGCCCAAAGGGGGAGCCGGGAGAGCCCGGCCGGGUGUCGGGGGGAGAUGGCCCAGGCCUUCCGGGGCCUCCGGGUGACAAAGGCGACCGUGGGGAGCGGGGCCCCCCUGGACCCGGCGAGGGCGGCCCUGCGGCCGGGGACCCCGGGCUGCCGGGUCUUCCCGGGAGCCCCGGACCCCAGGGCCCCACAGGCGCCCCUGGGGAGAAAGGACAGAAGGGGGACUGUGAGGACGGAGCCCCAGGCCUCCCAGGACCACCUGGGCUCCCGGGCCUGCAGGGACCGCCCGGAGACGCCGGCCCCCGAGGUGACCGGGGGCUGCCAGGGGCUGUGGGUGAGAUCGGAGAGAAGGGCCAACGUGGACCCCCUGGCCCAAUGGGACCCCAGGGGCUGCCGGGAGUCGCCGGGCACCCGGGCGCGGAGGGCCCCGAGGGCCCACCAGGACCCACUGGCCGCCGCGGAGAGAAGGGAGAGCCCGGCCGCCCGGGGGACCCUGCCUCGGGACCUGAUGGCGGGGGAGUCAAAGGAGAGAAGGGAGAAGCGGGGCCCAGAGGAGCUGCGGGAGCCAAGGGGGAGCCGGGCCCUCCUGGCCUCGCUCUUCCUGGAGACCCAGGCCCCAAGGGCGACCCUGGGAGCCGGGGCCCCAUCGGCCUCACCGGCAGAGCGGGACCCCCGGGUGACUCAGGGGCUCCUGGAGAGAAGGGCGACCCUGGGCGGCCCGGGCCCCCAGGACCUGUCGGCCCCCGAGGAAGAGACGGCGAAGCUGGCGAGAAAGGCGACGAGGGCCCCCCGGGGGACCCGGGUCUGCCCGGAAAAGCUGGCGAGCGUGGCCUGCGGGGGCCACUGGGAGCUCGGGGGCCUGUGGGUGAGAAGGGAGACCAGGGAGAUCCCGGAGAGGACGGACGGAACGGCAGCCCUGGCCCCUCUGGGCCCAAAGGGGACCGCGGGGAGCCGGGCCCCCCAGGACCCCCGGGACGGCUGGUGGACUCGGGGCCCGGAGCCAGAGAGAAGGGAGAGCCGGGCGACCGGGGACAGGAAGGACCUCCGGGACCCAAGGGCGACCCCGGGCCCCCCGGAGCCCCCGGGGAGAGGGGUGUCGCCGGACUGCGGGGGGCCCCGGGCCCACAGGGGGACCCAGGAGCUCGCGGCCUCGCAGGAGACAAGGGCGACCGAGGCCCCCCUGGCCUGGAUGGCCGCAACGGGCUGGAUGGGAAGCCAGGAGCCACUGGGCCCCCUGGGCUGCACGGUGCUCCGGGCAAAGCUGGGGACCCAGGGAGAGACGGGCUUCCGGGCCUCCGAGGAGACCAGGGACCUCCCGGCCCCGCCGGCCCCCCUGGAGCGCCGGGAAAGCCGGGCGAGGACGGCAGGCCGGGCCUGAACGGGAAAAACGGAGAAGCGGGGGACCCCGGAGAAGACGGGAGGAAGGGGGAGAAGGGAGACUCAGGCGCCCCUGGGAGAGAAGGUCACGAGGGCCCCAAGGGCGACCGCGGAGCCCCUGGCAGCCCUGGCCU
Molecule: messenger RNA, 5374 nt
Organism: Pipistrellus kuhlii (Kuhl's pipistrelle)
Lineage: Eukaryota; Metazoa; Chordata; Mammalia; Chiroptera; Vespertilionidae
Gene: COL7A1
Product: collagen type VII alpha 1 chain
Molecular function (GO): protein binding
Source: RefSeq, a predicted model, not a curated record